GACUGGUGUCCUUUUAAGAAAAGGGAAAUUUGGAUACAGAAACAGACUUAUAGGGAAAACUACCACGUGAAGAUGGAGGCUGAGACUGGACUGGUUUUAUGCUGACAGUAGGGACUACCAGAAGUUCGAAGAGUCAAGGAAAGGUCUUUCCCUAGAGCCUUACUGGCGGGCAUUGCCUUGCAGACACCUGAUUCCAGACUUGAAGCCUCCAGAACUAAUGCGGAUUGUGGAUGAUGACGUGAGCUGGACAUCUAUGUCAACCACUAAAACAGAAAAGGAGGAAGAGGAAGAUGAUGGAGAUUUGCCUGUGGUGGCUGAGUUUGUGGAUGAGCGGCCAGAAGAGGUAAAGCAGAUGGAAGCCUUUCGUUCCAGUGCCAAAUGGAAGCUUCUGGGAGGCCACAAUGAAGAUCUACCCUCACACAGACAUUUCCGUCAUGAUACCCCGGAUUCAUCUCCUCCUAGGCGGGUCCAUCAUGAUACCCUGGAUUCGUUUCCUCCUAGGAGGGUCCGUCAUGACACCCUGGAUUCAUCUCCUCCUAGAAGGGUCUGUUAUGACACCCCGGAUUCAUCUUCUCCCAGGAGGGUCCGUCAUGACCCCCUGGAUUCAUCUCCUCCUAGGACAGUCUGUCAUGACACCCCGGAUUCAUUGCAUCCUAGGAGGGUCCGUCAUGAUACCCCGGAUUCAUCUCCUCCUAGGAGGGUCUGUCAUGAUUCCCCAGAUCCAUCUCCCCCCAGGAGGGCCUAUCAUGACUCAGACCCAUCUCCCCCAAGGAGGGCCCGUCAUGAUUCACCGGAUCCUUCUUCCAUCAGGAAGCCUCAUCGUCAUUCUUCAGGUGUAUCUCCUAGGAGGGCCCGUCAUGACACACCAGAUCCAUCUCCACCUAGGAGAGCCCACCACAAUUCCUCAGAUAUCUCUCCUCGCAGAAGGGCCCAUAACAGCUCCCCUGACACAGCUCAGCCUAGAAGGACUCUUGACUCCGUGGACACACCACAGCUCAGGAGGGCCCAUCAUAAUUCCCCUGACUUGGCUUCUAAUGUCCCUCAUUCACUGCCCAGAACCAAAAGCAGUAAAGCCCCAGAAAGCUCUAGCAAAACUUCUCCACAUCGGAAGGGGCCAGGACCUUCUCAUCUAUCACUCCCAAAGAACAGCAAGUAUGAAUAUGAUGCAGAACUCUCUCCUCCACGGAAAAAGCAAGCAAAAUCCCGUUUUGGAAGUAAGCAGCAUGAUUCUAAAGGCUCUUCCCCCAGCCAUAGGAAAUAUCAUAAAAGCUCUUCACCCAGGAGACAUCAGAGUCACAUGUUGGACUCUUCUUCCUACCCAAGUGACAGUAGGAAAGCCUCUGACUCAGAUCUUUCUCCUCCACGGCAUAAACAAAGUUCAGGGCCCCGGGAUUCUGAUUCAGAUCUGUCACCUCCACGGAAUAGACCUAGGCACGGGAACUCUGAUUCUGACCUCUCUCCACCAAGGAGGAAACAGAGGGCCAAAUCUUCUGAUUCCGACCUGUCUCCACCUCGAAGGAGUCAGCCUCUGGGAAAGAAGGCUGCACACAUGUAUUCUGGGGCUAAAACUGGGUUGGUGUUAACUGACAUACAGCGAGAGCAGCAGGAGCUCAAGAGACGGGACCAAGAGACCAUGGCAUUUGAAGCUGAAUUCCAGUAUGCUGAAACCGUAUUUCGAGAUAAGUUUGGUCGUAAGAGGAAUUUGAAACUGGAACGUUUAGAGCAGAGGAGAAAAGCGGAGAAGGACUCGGAGAGAGAUGAGCUGUAUGCUCAGUGGGGAAAAGGGCUUGCACAGCGCCGGCAGCAGCAACAAAAUGUGGAGGAUGCAAUGAAGGAAAUGCAAAAGCCUCUGGCCCGCUAUAUUGAUGAUGAAGAUCUAGAUCGGAUGCUGAGGGAAAAAGAAAGAGAGGGGGACCCCAUGGCCAACUUGAUCAAGAAGAAUAAGGCCAAGGAGAGCAAGAAUAAGAAAGUGAGACCUCGCUACAGUGGCCCAGCACCUCCUCCCAACAGGUUCAAUAUCUGGCCUGGAUAUCGCUGGGAUGGAGUAGACAGAUCCAAUGGAUUUGAACAGAAGCGCUUUGCCAGGCUUACCAGCAAGAAGGCGGUGGAGGAACUUGCCUACAAGUGGAGUGUUGAGGAUAUGUAACUUUUCUGAGGCAGUGGGGGUGGCUGUGGGUUGUGGUGGUGGACACAGGGUGGACAGACGUCCAGCUGCAACAGUCAUCUGUGCUCAUAAUCAGGGCCCACACAGACCAGCGACUUGUUGGAUGCCAGUUUUGACUGCAGAAGAAUAUUUGAGACGUAAUGUUUGGACUGAAAGACCUGUACUUCUCAGGUGUGCCGACACUGCCUGUUGCUGGCUCUCAGAGGAAGCGUUGAUUUCUCUGUGUCCCAGGGUUUGUUCUUGGUUAGGGUUUUCCCUUUUUAAUAAACACACAUUUAUUUUUUUA
Molecule: messenger RNA, 2450 nt
Organism: Balaenoptera musculus (blue whale)
Lineage: Eukaryota; Metazoa; Chordata; Mammalia; Artiodactyla; Balaenopteridae
Gene: BUD13
Product: BUD13 homolog
Exons: 10
Coding region: 218-2146 (642 amino acids)
Biological process (GO): mRNA splicing, via spliceosome
Cellular component (GO): U2-type spliceosomal complex; RES complex
Molecular function (GO): RNA binding
Source: RefSeq, a predicted model, not a curated record